Messenger RNA from Danio aesculapii, 3964 nucleotides. RefSeq names its product SMAD family member 3b (gene smad3b). The transcript is spliced from 9 exons. The coding region runs from base 162 to 1433 and encodes 423 amino acids. Gene Ontology annotation, biological process: anatomical structure morphogenesis; regulation of transcription by RNA polymerase II; transforming growth factor beta receptor signaling pathway. Gene Ontology annotation, molecular function: I-SMAD binding; DNA-binding transcription factor activity, RNA polymerase II-specific; RNA polymerase II cis-regulatory region sequence-specific DNA binding. Gene Ontology annotation, cellular component: heteromeric SMAD protein complex. The record is from RefSeq and is a predicted model, not a curated record. Lineage: Eukaryota; Metazoa; Chordata; Actinopteri; Cypriniformes; Danionidae.
ACAUCUCUCACCAACAUGCGGGAAUGUGACUCUCGUGGACAUAAAGAACUUGCUUUUUUAUUUUAAAUCUGGAAAAAUUAACAGGUCUAUCGACGCAAUCGUAGAGUCUCCAAUCCCCUGAUAAGGAAUAUAUAUUCGUAGCUGCUUCUGAUCAACUAAAGAUGUCUAUAUUGCCUUUCACGCCCCCGAUCGUGAAGAGGCUGCUGGGCUGGAAGAAGGGCGAGCAGAACGGACAGGAGGAGAAAUGGUGCGAGAAGGCGGUGAAGAGUCUGGUGAAGAAGUUGAAGAAGACCGGACAGCUGGAGGAGUUGGAGAAGGCCAUCACCACCCAGAAUAUCAACACCAAAUGCAUCACCAUACCAAGGUCUCUGGAUGGCCGUUUGCAGGUAUCUCACAAAAAAGGCCUCCCUCAUGUAAUCUACUGCCGUCUAUGGCGCUGGCCCGACCUGCAGUCCCACCACGAACUGCGUGCUGUAGAAAUGUGUGAGUUUGCCUUCCACACGAAAAAGGACGAGGUCUGUGUGAACCCUUACCACUACCAGCGUGUAGAAACUCCAGUUUUGCCUCCAGUCCUGGUUCCUCGGCAUGCUGACAUCCCCACAGACUUCCCUCCACUAGAUGAUUACUCCAUCCCAGAGAACACCAUAUUCCCAGCGGGCAUUGAGCCUCCCAGCAACUAUAUACCGGAGACCCCUCCUCCAGGAUACCUGAGUGAGGAUGGGGAAACCAGUGACCACCAAAUGAGCCACAGCAUGGACACAGGUUCUCCAACGCUUUCGCCUAACCCUGUUUCUCCGGCAAACAGCAACCUAGAUCUGCAGCCGGUAACAUAUUGUGAAUCUGCAUUUUGGUGCUCGAUUUCAUACUACGAGCUGAAUCAGCGUGUCGGUGAGACUUUCCAUGCCUCACAACCAUCUUUAACCGUGGAUGGCUUUACGGACCCCUCUAACGCAGAGCGCUUCUGCCUGGGCCUGCUCUCCAAUGUCAAUCGCAAUGCUGCUGUGGAGCUGACGCGCAGACACAUUGGCCGAGGCGUGCGUUUGUAUUACAUCGGCGGUGAGGUGUUUGCUGAGUGUCUGAGUGACAGUGCUAUUUUCGUCCAGAGUCCGAACUGUAACCAGCGGUAUGGCUGGCACCCUGCCACUGUGUGUAAGAUUCCUCCAGGGUGUAAUCUGAAGAUCUUCAACAAUCAGGAAUUUGCAGCACUGUUGGCCCAAUCAGUGAAUCAGGGAUUUGAGGCUGUGUACCAGCUUACCCGCAUGUGCACCAUUCGGAUGAGUUUUGUCAAGGGGUGGGGGGCAGAAUACAGGCGACAGACAGUGACCAGCACCCCCUGCUGGAUAGAGCUGCAUCUCAACGGGCCCCUGCAGUGGCUGGACAAGGUGCUCACUCAGAUGGGCUCUCCAAACCUCCGCUGCUCCAGCGUGUCAUAGGACAAACCCUCUGAUUAUUUCAUACAGCCACACCCAUAUUACCACAACCAGGAAUCACCCUCUAUUGCUGCUGAAUGCCAAGCAAACAAUUAGAGCAAAAUCAAGAAUUGGAAGGGAAAACAGCAUCUGGACUCCUCAGAGUGUUACUUGAUCAAUUACAGAUCCCAAUAUUUGCUGUGGGCAAAAACUGCUGCGUACAGCUGAAGCACUUUGAACAGUGACACUCAUGGAGCAAGUGAACUUAAAAUGAGGGGUUUUCCUCAUUGUGAAUUUUAAUGUGAUCCCGAAUUUUUAGUCUUUCUGUCAUUUUUUUUUUUUUUGAUCAAGAAGUGUGUUACGCAUUUAAUUUGAUCUGAAGGUAUUGGCAUCAUGGGCUCAUAACAUGAUUGGUUAAAAUCAUAAACAUGCGCCUGCAUAGCAGACCUUUCUAGCAAAUUAGUGAUGCACCAGACAAGCCUUCAGAUGAGAGUGCUUUGUUUCCACCACCUUCAGUGAAGGGGUCAUGUGUGAACUUUGAAAGUAUGUCAACUUCAAAGUAUACUUGGGUUUUUUUUUUGCAGUUCGCACAUGCGUUUGAAUUGUUUUUUGCACUAAAUAGUUUAUCCACAAGAUGUCAACGCUGAACCGGUUGUUUGUGCACACUAUCAAAUGGAGAGUACUUUAAAAGGCUGUUGCUGCGUCCCAAUUCGCAUACUUAUGCUACGCCCUAAAAGUAUGUACUUUUUUUGUAAAGGAAAAAUAUAUACUUUGGAGUGUGUAACAGAAGAGUAUGCAAGCUUUGGGACAUACUACUUCCUUGUUAUCAGAUCGUUGUGUUGCUGAGCCCUGUCAAUCAUCCACACAUCAAACACAUUUCUGUCAUAUUUAAUUUCCUGCCUUAUUGGAGAAGCAGCAGCAGGAUAAUCUGCCAUUCACGAGUCUUUCAUGCAGAGAAAUCUCCUCAGGUCUGAGAUAAUUAUGUAUUCAGGCAUUAAUGUCCAAACACAUCUUUAUAUAAGUCUAGUAUUGUUGUUGCAGAUGAAAUAUAACACAGAAAUGCGAUUUAAAUAUUUUCCAGUUGGCUAGAUGUUAAUUAACAGUCAUACAAACACCUUUACUGAAACCUCUCUACUUGACGGUUGGUCUUGCUUUUCCAUCAUGUUUGUAGUUUAUUUACACUUCACGUGCGUUUGUAGUUCUAAGCGAGUUCACGUCCAAACACAAUGUCCUGUGGGCAAUAUAAGCAGUAAGAGUAUGGACAGUUCUACACUUUUUUUUAUCGGAAAUUGUAAACCAUCCGGGAACCUUUGGCAUACUCUUUUCAACCUACUACGAUUUGGGACAUACUAUUCAAAUACUAUUUAGGAUGGAUAGUAUGCAAAUUGGGACGCAGCAUGUGUGUUCCACACAAGUGUGCCUGAAAAGUGAAGCAAAUACAUUGUGUUCGCCCCCUGGUGGCUGGCUGCAUUAUAGGUCAUAAACAGCACCCUUUUCACAUAAAUGAAAGGGAUGUAAGCAAAGGUUUCAUCAUUUUAGGUAGCAAUUUUCAUGCAGAGGUUUGAUUAAGUGCCAUUUUUUUAUGUUUUAAUUGGGGAUUAGCUAUAAAAUGGGGUGUUGUGUCAAGAUUAUUUGCUUGAGAUUGAAUACUUAGGUGCUGCGUUAAUGCAGUGUCAUCAUUAUUGUAAUUCCAAGAUGACAACAACUCUGUGCUGUUCAUGUCCUCAGUCUAGGAAUUAUCCAUUUCUAUAGCAACAGUCAGCAGCUCAGUCCUGCAUGUCUUUACUUUUGUAUGGAGACAUCUACGUUGGCUGAUUCUGUUAUACAAUUUUUUUUCUUGUCCCUUGGUAAAAGUCAUAGCUCUCAGAAAACACUUCACAAGUUGUAAUUAUGAGAGUUCUCUGAGGCUGUUAAUGCAUUUUACAAGCUGGAAUCUUUUAAUUACUGUAAUUCAGAUAUGACAUGAAUGCACCUUUUGAUACCCAGGCUCCAAAUGAGGUCAUCGUUAUAAGAUGGCAGCGGCCAUACAUGGCACAGCUUGGCUUUAUUAUUCUAUAGUGGAAUGAAGUGGAGAUGCCUCGUCCAUCUUUUUCUAAGUCUGGUUUGACUAUCCAUAGAAAAAACCCAAGUAUACUUCAGGCAGAGAUGAUUUUGCGUUAGGUGUUAACCUAAAGCUAGCGCUUUGGGUAACCUUGUCCAUUUUGUUGUGUAGAUGUGCUUGAUUAAAUUGCACUGCACUGGACAGGUUGAGUGUUUGUGAUUGCCAUUGGUCUCAUGCACGGUCGACCAUGUUUGUAUACUUUUGACAGGAACUAAGUAUGGAAUUUUUAAAAAGACAAAGGUACUUACCCUUUAUUAUGAAUAGCACUUGUUUUUACAACCCGGUGGCAUAAAAAGGUAAACAGCAUUGGAAAUUUGUCAGUGACAAAUGUUAGUAGCAAAUACUGCCAUUUCAUUUCUUGAACUUGAUGGCUACUGUUUGAAUUUUGCUUAGCAAAGGCAUUUUGUAACGAAUAUUUUUGCAUAAUAAACCGAAUGAAGUUUGCAAACGUAUA